GGAUCCAUCAAAGGCUAAGCUCGAUCGAUGCAUUUUUAUGAUGUGAUACGAUACAUCACAUCGACAUUCUCGAACAAGUGUGUCGCUCGGGUAUUUUAGUUUAACCAACAUAGUAUUCGUAUUUAUGGGGAUGAAGCGGAUUAAUGAUGCACGGUGGCCGUCCACCAACGCAGCAGGGUUCCUCUUCCCCUUUCUCUCUCUGAGAACGACAAGAUCGACCGGUACUGACUGGUAAAAGAGAAAGUGAGACGAGGAGGAGGGAAUGUGGGCCCUCCCCUAAAGUGGGGAGUCUGACAUGGCCACAAGAUUGCUGGGUCGGGGAGGGCCCCAUCAUUGCAAAUCCCACUCCAGCCCCAGCCUUUGAAACCCUUUUGGCUGACCAGGUCUGCUGCAACCAUGCCAAGGGCGAACCACCACCCAUCAGAUCAGAUCAGAUCAGAUCAGAAGAAGAUAGCUGACACCCUUUGAGACUCACAUUGCAAGUUGCGAUGCGGGCGAAGAACAAUAAUAAAUUGAGUCCUCCUAACCACACCUACCGAUGCUAGUAGACCCGAGGAAAUGAGCAGCAACAAUAAUAGAGCGUGGGGCCAUGUUGCAGGGCGUGGGAGGGGUGAAACAUGACCCUGUCGGUGGUUAUGGAUUCUCUUCUUGAUCCCUUAAAUCCUCGCAUGUCUUGUUCCAUCACCUCUCCUGCUCUCCUUUGCCUCAUCCGUUGUUCACAUGCUGCUCCUCCGCCUGCCGCCUGCCGCCUGCCGCAUUCCGAUAUUACGACUUCCUCUAACGCCAUCUCUAUUCCGCACCACUUUCUUAGCCAUAAUAUUCACCGUCCUCGUUCCUCGACUCAUCGACACUUGUCUACUUUGUUUCCAACUGCUACCUUUGUCGUAGAUCCAACUUGCUCUUCUUCUCGUUCGUCGUGUGUAAGACAUCCUCCCGUAGGCCUGUGAGUUACAUCACCCGACGCUACUCUCCCCGACACAAGUUAAUGGAAGUUAGAGGACAGGAGUUGCAGGAGCAGGAGAAGAUCUACAAUCCUACUCCUCUCCAGCAAUCCGCUGCCUUCACCAUGCCUUUACCCCCUUCCACCUUGCUUCACUAUGCCACCGAAGCAAGAGGUGGAACAGGUGAUGCCAGAAAUGGGAUGGCGUCUCUGAUCCACAAUCGCACUCCCGCUUCAGCUCCUGCCCUGGCGAGUGCUUUGGGUAGCGGUGGUCGAUCCAAUUCCACCACCACCACCACCACCGCCGCCGCCGCCCUUCUUCCUGCCACCGACACUGACGCGGCACUCCGGUACCGGGAGUGUCUCCGGAACCAUGCUGCCAGCCUAGGCGGGCACAUCCUCGAUGGCUGCUGCGAGUUCAUGCCACGCAGCGACGACGCACUCAAGUGCGCCGCCUGUGGUUGCCACCGAAGCUUCCACCGCAGAGACACCGACAUGAAUUCUCCCCUCCGCGACCUUCAGAACGGCACCCACGGUAGAGUGCCUCUCCUGCUUCCUCCACACCACCUCUCUCUACCUUCGACCGGCCACGAUCACAACCUGAAGCUUUUCGGCUCCGCCGGCAUUCUGCUUCAUACCGGUGCAAGCGUGGGCGCGGCGACGGAGUCGUCGACCGAGGAGCUUAUGCUAGGCACCGUGCCGCAGCAGCGGUUCACGGUGUCUAAGAAGAGGUUCAGGACAAAGUUCACGGCCGAACAGAAGGAGAGGAUGAUGGCCUUCGCCGAGAAGGUCGGGUGGAGAAUGCAGAAGCAGCAUGAGGGUGCGGUAGAGCAAUUUUGCGGCGAGGUUGGUGUUAGUAGGCAAGUGCUAAAGGUGUGGAUGCACAACAACAAGAACGCCCUAAGGAAGCAACAGCAGCAGGAGGAAGAGGAGGAGGAGGAGGAGGAGGAGGAGGAGGUGGAGGAGCAGCAGCAGCACCACCACGAAAUGCCAGAAGCUUGAGGAAAAACAACACGGACAAAAAAGACAGCAUUCUACUUAGUUAAUCGACUCACAUCCGUCUCUUUUUCUUUUUCUCUCUUUCCUUAACGUGGUGACAUAAUAUGUACUGUUACAUGCUCGUUUCCCGGUAGGCAGAUCCAUAUAUGUUCCUCUGCAGAGAGCUUAGUCUCAAGAAAUGGUAAUUAUUAUAUAUAUGCUCCUUUGAAUCGAACCUUGGGACUCACGUCCUUUCUCAAGAACAAUCUCCAUCGACCAAUCUCGGGUGGAGAGACGAAGGCUCGUAAGAGCGCAUUGUAAGAUGGAGAAUUCUGUAUCCGUACAAAUUGGAUUUGACUGGAUUAUUCCCAUUGUUAAACGGUUCC
Musa acuminata AAA Group (dessert banana) is the source of this 2304-nucleotide messenger RNA. Its product is annotated as zinc-finger homeodomain protein 2-like. Bases 986 to 1942 code for a protein of 318 amino acids. NCBI's taxonomy places the organism in Eukaryota, Viridiplantae, Streptophyta, Magnoliopsida, Zingiberales, Musaceae. Gene Ontology annotation, cellular component: nucleus. Gene Ontology annotation, biological process: regulation of developmental process; regulation of DNA-templated transcription. The record is from RefSeq and is a predicted model, not a curated record. Gene Ontology annotation, molecular function: transcription cis-regulatory region binding; DNA-binding transcription factor activity. The transcript has a single exon.